UUUUACUACUCAACUGUUUCAGGACACAUAGGAAGACACACCUAAACGGAGAGAAGUGCCUGAAAGAAACAAACCCAUGCGUCUUCUGCGGCUUCUCCUACCGCCCAGCUGAGCUCCUUCGACAGAAAAGUGGGCUUUAAAGUACAAAAAAAAGAAAAAUUAAGGUCUGGACCAGUCUGAGUUGCCAACAAGAUUGUUGCCUCGUGUGCGGACCAUCAUGGCAGAGCCGGACUACAUGGAUGGAGACUGUGAUGAGCUCAUUAAGCCCAAGAAACUCAUAAACCCAGUGAAGACCUCCAGGAACCACCAAGAUCUCCACCGAGAACUCCUUAUGAAUCAGAAGAGGGGUCUGGCUCCACAGAACAAGCCUGAGCUACAGAAGGUGAUGGAGAAGAGGAAGAGAGAUCAAGUGCUAAAGGCUCAACUAGCAGAGCAAGAAGCUCAUAAGAAGCACAGUGACCUGGAGAUCGAACUCAUGAAGAGACAGCAGAAACUUGAACAGUUGGAGCUGGAGCAACAGAAGAUGGACGAGGAGCAGGAGAACACGCCUGAAUUUGUCAAAAUGAAAAGCAAUCUAAGAAGAACCAAGCAGGAGGUGGAGGAGCAGGAGCGAACCACUUAGACACAUUCGGAUAGAUUUGGGAAAGGUCCAUGGCACAUGAUGACAUGGCAACUGGACUGCAGUUUAUGGGGGUUUCCUGGUGUUCCUGCUCCCUGUGUUCCUGUGAAAUAAGUGACCAUGUUUGGCUCCUAUUGCCUGCUUGCAGACACAACCAGUAUUCACUUAACCUCUUUAUGCUGAAAACCUGCAACAAACAAAGAGGUUGAAAGAAAAACACAUACACUCUCAGACAUGACGAAGCAGCCUCGUCUUCACUGGCUGCGGUGUUUGGUGAACUUGCAUGGCAAGAUGAACAGAACGUACACAGAGUCUUUCCAUUUGUUUCUCUUUCUUUGCCUCUUUUUUUUUUUUUUUUGAAAAACAAAAACCACUCAAAGAAUUUUUUAAUUAUUUUUUAUCUCCACGUUUGAAAUGGGACACUGGAUGGACUCUUGUAAGCCAAAAUAAUGAGAUUUGUUUCUGUUUGGUUUUGCCUUGGGAUGGAGAGAGUGUCUUCUGAGGACUUUUUGGUUGAUGAUCAAAACGAAAAUAAAAAAAAUCACAUAAUUUCAAUUUUGAAUCCUUGUCAGUGCAACUUUUGAAGAUAUGUUGUGUGAUGUGCAGCGCUUGCUUUUUUGCCGUUUUAUUAUUUCCCAUAUUUGUGCACUCAUCUCUUUAAGCAAUAGUAGAUCUAGGUUGAUGUGUUUCAGGUUUUUUUACAUAAAAUAUUUGUUCAGUAUGUAAUAGAGUGCUGUGUUAAAGCGCUCUAUAUAUUUUCCACAACUGAAUAGCAGUUAUUGAGUGCAAGAAGCUCUAGAAAACAAUGCAUUUGUUUGUUAGUUCAGUAUUGAGGACUCUUAGAUUUAUGUAGAUUUGAGCCAAUAAUGAACCGGUAAUGCUGUCUUUAAAUUGUAAACCCUCUUUUAAUAAAUAUUAUUUUGUCAUGUUA
Messenger RNA from Pangasianodon hypophthalmus (striped catfish), 1550 nucleotides. RefSeq names its product family with sequence similarity 107 member B (gene fam107b). Bases 218 to 622 code for a protein of 134 amino acids. The transcript has 4 exons. The record is from RefSeq and is a predicted model, not a curated record. NCBI's taxonomy places the organism in Eukaryota, Metazoa, Chordata, Actinopteri, Siluriformes, Pangasiidae.